Messenger RNA from Anopheles bellator, 2440 nucleotides. RefSeq names its product mediator of RNA polymerase II transcription subunit 19 (gene MED19). Gene Ontology annotation, biological process: positive regulation of transcription by RNA polymerase II. The record is from RefSeq and is a predicted model, not a curated record. Bases 446 to 1204 code for a protein of 252 amino acids. Gene Ontology annotation, cellular component: mediator complex. Gene Ontology annotation, molecular function: transcription coregulator activity; transcription factor binding. The transcript is spliced from 4 exons. Lineage: Eukaryota; Metazoa; Arthropoda; Insecta; Diptera; Culicidae.
AGACAAAAAGAAAAGCGUUUUUCGCGUUGCUCGCUACGUUAAUAUAAUAAUAAUAACACGUUAAUACGUUAAUAUAAUACGUUAAUAGGUUACGUCUGUGCUUUACUCGCGGGUGCUGCUUUCGUCGUCAUAGACGGAGAUAUCGCGAGUUUACGACAUCCGUGGCACGGGCCACGGUCCGGGGUCAGUUCGAAACGGAGUAAAAAUUGCCAUCCCGAUUGGUGAGACCUUGUGCGAAGAGUCUCGGCUACCUGGCCUUCCCAGCCUCCGCACCCGUACGUGUCCCCGUGGAUGCGUUCGCUGCCUUCCGGGGCUAGUUUGUGGUGCAGUUGCUGCUGCUGUUCUUACGGUCCAAGUUGCUGGCCAACCGGAGCUCUGCGUAGGUUGCGCGAAAGGGACAACGUAGGCGAAACAGAGCAGGAGAAGGCAUCAACAAACAGCAACAAUGUUCAACAACUACGGAAACGCGAUGACGACGGACCAGUUCCGGAAGGUGGAACAGUACUCGCCCAAGUCGUCACCGCGGGCUGGCGGAGCGGGCGGCCGAUCACCCGUCGUCGCCCGCCAGGAUUCCUCCGGCACGCUCAAAACCACCAUACAGCUGGGCAAAAAUCCUUCGAUACUGCACAGUGGACCAUUUUACUUAAUGAAGGAACCACCAGGCGAAGGCGAACUGACCGGGGCCACGAAUCUGAUGGCCCACUACGGGCUGGAGCAUUCUUAUAGUAAAUUUAGUGGUAAAAAGGUAAAGGAACAGCUAUCAUCAUUUUUGCCGAAUUUACCUGGCGUCAUCGAUGGACCAGGACAUCUGGAUAAUAGCUCCCUACGGAGUGUGAUCGAAAAACCACCGAUCGUGGGCAAAGAACUGCUUCCACUCACCAGCGUACAGCUAGCUGGAUUCCGCCUGCAUCCGGGGCCGCUUCCGGAGCAGUACAAACUGCUGAAAACCACACCAACGAGAAAGCAUAAGAAUAAGCACAAGAAACACAAACACAAGGACGGUGUGGCACCACCUGAGCAGUCCGCGCUGGAAGCGGCCGGGCUCGAUACGCACGAGAAGAAGCACAAAAAGCAGAAAAGACACGAAGACGACAAGGAGCGCAAAAAACGGAAAAAGGAGAAGAAGCGCAAAAAACAGCGCCACAGCCCGGAACAUCCGGGCGGCGGUUCGGCUUCGGUGCCGCCGCAAACGCAGGUCUAUUAGAAAUCAAAUCACCCCAGGCAGACAGGCGCAUGGCGGUGUGAGGAUCGGCCAUACGCCAAAAUUCUGCAUCCGGUCGUAGGUGUUUGGUAAUCAAAAAGCAAAAAACAAAAAAGAAACGCGGAAUGAUCUCCGGCGCACGGUCCGGAGGUGCUGGGAAGCGAGUGACGAAACGUGUAACGUGCAGCUUCCGGUGGUUGCCUUUCUCUCUAGUGGGCCGCAUGCGGGGCCCAAGACAGGUUCUGAAUCAUUCUUCGUCACUAGCGCGUCCUUCGUAGGCAAUUCUCAACAGCUGAGCGUGCAGCACGCAUAAUGCGAAGCACACUGAAAGCAGUGGCCACGCUUCACACCGAUCCCUUCACCACCAUCCACAAGUGCCACAAGAGAAGGAACGGGCGGACCGUUGUAUGCCAACGAAUGGAUUGGUUCCGGGGGGUCGUCCUUCUUCCAGUCCGACCUACCGAUGUCCACCACCGAGGCCCGGUGGGGAUGGAUCAGGUUUCUUCUUGAUAAAGAAAAAUCUCUCACGGGAGAACUAGCGCCGGGUGGUGUACGCGUUAGUAUGCUCUCGAGGUAUGAAUAUAGAUAGUUUAUAGGUUUGUUUUGUUGAAUAUGUUACGAACUUCAGUCCAAAACCUUCCUUGCUGCCCCGUGUGGGGUGGGAAACACUCUCCUCGCCAAAAACUCCAUUCAUUGGGCGGUGACAGUGCUAAGACCACUGCGCCAUGGACCGCUUGAGACCCCCUCCGGUUUCUUCAAACUCAAAACAAUCCUCUGCCCCUGGCACGGCCGCGUUCCAACAUAUAGCAUAUACAAUUUCGUUUGUUUACUGUAAAUUACUCUGUAAGAAGUGCAACAUAAAAAAACCACUAGCUAAUAAGGACCUGUCGGGUGAGUGCGUAUUAGCGCGAAGCGGAUAGCGAAGCGAUGCGAAACGGUUCUGGUCCGUCGUCGGCCCAACGCGGCUCUGGGCCUCUGGGCUCUGAGCCAAUGAACGUGUGUCGCAAGCACAGGACCGCGCUGUGGUUGCAAUAUCAGGUGCCUGGACGGAACUAAAUCAAUCUGUAACUAUGUAUAGCGAGAGAGGGAGAGAGGGUGUGGAAGCCGAAUGAAUACGUAAGAGAAAGCGAAAAGACGAGCCCCACUCCCUGUGCCCCUGGAAGACCCCACCGAACGUUGGUCCAGAGUGGUGGAGGACAACCUGCAGGGCGGGGACCGGAGCCAGAGGAUGGUAUAAAG